Molecule: messenger RNA, 1314 nt
Organism: Haliotis rubra (blacklip abalone)
Lineage: Eukaryota; Metazoa; Mollusca; Gastropoda; Lepetellida; Haliotidae
Product: high-affinity choline transporter 1-like
Exons: 6
Coding region: 1-1314 (437 amino acids)
Biological process (GO): choline transport; acetylcholine biosynthetic process; transmembrane transport
Cellular component (GO): plasma membrane
Molecular function (GO): choline:sodium symporter activity
Source: RefSeq, a predicted model, not a curated record
AUGUUGGACCCUUUCCAAGACCGCUACGGCAGAGUGAUGGGCGCCCUCAUGUGUAUACCACAGUUCCUGGGAGAUCUCUUCUGGACAGCCGCCAUUCUGUCGGCCCUUGGUUCUACUAUGGCUAUCAUCCUUGACCUUGACGAAACCUUGUCUGUUGUCAUAUCCGCCGUCAUCAGUGUCUCUUACACCUUAGUUGGCGGCCUCUGGUCUGUUGCCUACACAGACAUUGUGCAGCUCAUAUGCUUAAGUGUUGGCUUGGUUGUGGCAGCCCCGUUCAUCAUGACCAACCAAGCUGUGGAAUUACAAAGGAUCCAGGAAACAUGGCUAGGGGAAGUUACUCUGCAACAGACAGGGUACUUCCUGGACCGUUAUGGCCUUCUAAUCCUCGGGGGCACAACAUGGCAGGAGAUGUAUCAGCGUACGUUGGCCUGCCGUACAACAAGACAAGCUGUGGCGUCGUCAGUCGUAGCUGGAGUCAUGUGUCUUCUUCUCAGUAUACCACCUGCUGUCAUUGGGUUCGCGGGAUCUGCGGCAGAUUGGAAUCAGACUGGUUAUAUGGGUGAGAUCCCGCUUACCGUGGAACAGAUGCACUUUAUCCUGCCCAUGGCCUUGCAGUAUCUCUGCCCCAUGACUGUGUCCAUCCUAGGACUGGGCGCGGUCUCAGCAGCCGUCAUGUCAUCCACAGACUCCAGCACGCUCUGCACGGCUUCAGUCUUCACCAAGAACAUCUACAAGAGCAUCGUGAGACAAAACGCCUCGGAUCGGGAGAUGGUGUGGGUCAUGAGAGUGGCCAUCGUUGUUACGGGUGCUCUUGCUGCUGUCAUCGCCAUCGUUGUAAAGAGUGUAUAUGGACUUUUCAUCCUCUGCUCUGAUUUGAUGUACGUCAUUCUCUUCCCGCAGUUCAUCUGCGUUCUCUACAUCAGCAGCUGUAACGCAUAUGGAUCGUUUGUGGGGUUUGUGGUGGCGUUCAUCCUGCGGGCGUGUAGUGGCGCUAAGCUCAUCAACUUCCCUGCCGUCAUACGCUACCCCCUGUACAACAAAACGGAUGGCCAGCUAUUUCCCUUCCGCACGCUGAUUGCUGUAAUCGGAUUCUUCCUCAUAAUAUCGGUGUCAGUAGGAACCAAACUCUUGUUUACUAGGGGAUGGAUAUCAAGGAAAUAUGACAUUUUUGAUUGCUUUGGACACCUCCAGUCUUCAGAUACGGCUAACGAGACAGAGGCUGUUGAAAUGCUAGCCGAAUCUGACCGGCAGAAUGAGCAAAACUAUCGCUUUGACAACAGACCACGACCUCCAGUUUUGUCUGAAGAAAUGUAA